CCUCGUCUGGGCUAAAAACACAAAUGUCUUUCUAGCUGGAUUUUGAUUGCACAAAUAAUCAAGCAGAAUAUGAAGCUUUGAUUAUUGGUCUUGAGAUGUUGGUGGAGCUUAAAGUACCCAUGGUUGAGGUUAUAGGGGACUCACAGUUAGUCUUGAAGCAAUUGUUUGGUGAGUACAAAUGUACUAGCUUUGCUUUAGCCCCUUAUUUUGCCUUAGCUGUGCAAUUGCUGGAAGAGUUUGAUGAUGUGUCCAUCAGACACGUGUCUAGAGACCAGAACUACGAAGCUAAUGAAAUGGCCCAGAUUGCUUCAGGUCUACGAAUUCCAAAAGGUGUAAUGCAGAAAGUUGUAAUAGUUGAAAAACGCAGUCUGCCAUCAAUUCAUCAACGUGGCAUGACUGUUUCCACUUGCAGCAUUGAUGUUACCCAGACGGACUGGCGCUUUCCAAUUAUUCAGUACCUUAAGGAUCAAAGCAUUAAGGUAUCAAGGAAAACCAAAAUGCAAGCUCUCAAUUAUGUCUUGAUUGAGGAUGUACUUUAUAGGAGAGGUAAUGAUGAACUACUGCUGCGUUGUCUGGGUCCAGAUGAAAGUUUCCAGAUGCUGUCUGAUGUCCAUGAUGGGAUUUGUGGUGAACACCAGGCUGGAAUCAAGAUGCGUUGGUUAAUUCACAGACAUGGCUUCUUCUGGCCGUCUAUCUUGAAAAACUGUAUUGCUUAUGCUAAGGGCUGCAAAUCUUGUCAGAUCCAUGGGCCACUUCAAAGAGUUUCAGCCUCUGAACUUAAUUCUAUUGUGAAACCAUGGCCAGUUGGAGGCUGGACUAUUGACUUAAUUGGUAAGGUGUAUCCCCCUUCAUCAAAAAGAUUUGGUCUACCAGAAACAAUUACAACAGACCAAGGCACAGUUUUUGUCAACCAUCAAGUGGAGGCAUUUGCAAAGGAAAUGGGUUUCCGUUUGUUAAAUUCUACUCCUCAUUAUGCACAAGCUAAUGGAACUUCACAAAGGAGUUCAACCAAAAUGACACCUUUUGCCUUGACAUAUGGCCAUGACGUAGUCUUGCCAAUGGAGCUAACAGCCAGGUCUUUAAGAGUGGUGAUUCAGCAUAAUCUCCAGUCUGGAGAGUACGAUGAGGCUAUGAUGCUUGAGCUUGAAGACCUUGAAGACUCACGUUUGACAGCCUUGGAUAGAUUGCAAGCUCAGAAACUCAAAAUUGCAAAGUCUUACAACAAGAGAGUAAAAGGUAAAAUUCUGGCGGUUGGUGAUUUGGUCUGGAAAGCAAUUUUACCUCUUGACAAGAAAGAUCACAGAUUUGGGAUAUGUUCUCCAAAUUGGGAAGGACCAUUCCGAAUUCAUGAAGUGUUGAGAGGGGGUGCUUAUUGGUUAGGGUCACUUGAUGGAGAGCUUCAUCCUAGAAAAAUCAAUGGAAUUUAUCUCAAGCCUUAUUAUCCCACAGUCUGGGAGGCAAGAGGCUUAGAGUCCCAAGAAGCUGUUUGAGCCAGGUUCAUACUUCUGUCUGUGCAUAAAUAAGUUGAUUUGCU
Rubroshorea leprosula is the source of this 1534-nucleotide messenger RNA. The record is from the annotation of a GenBank genome assembly. Lineage: Eukaryota; Viridiplantae; Streptophyta; Magnoliopsida; Malvales; Dipterocarpaceae.